Hyposmocoma kahamanoa is the source of this 3308-nucleotide messenger RNA. It is a transcript of the gene 5PtaseI, whose product is annotated as type I inositol 1,4,5-trisphosphate 5-phosphatase. Gene Ontology annotation, molecular function: inositol-polyphosphate 5-phosphatase activity. The record is from RefSeq and is a predicted model, not a curated record. The coding region runs from base 121 to 1854 and encodes 577 amino acids. The transcript is spliced from 14 exons. NCBI's taxonomy places the organism in Eukaryota, Metazoa, Arthropoda, Insecta, Lepidoptera, Cosmopterigidae. Gene Ontology annotation, biological process: phosphatidylinositol dephosphorylation.
GAGUAUUAGGCUCGGCGUGCGCGCGCCAGGACGUUUUGGCGUGUAAAUAACGUCUCCGGGGCACGUUUAACCUCGUUUGCAAUUCGCUGGGUUCGCGACACUGGUUUUCGCAUUUAGAUCAUGUUGAAAUUCAAAAAGAUGGGUACAGACAAAGUGCCGUUGUUGCUGGUUACUGCUAACGUGGGUUCCAUAUUCGAAGACCCCUCAGUAAUGCUGCCAAUUUGGACGUCAGAGUUUCUUCAAGCCGUUUCGCGCAUGGACCCGAAGUUUAUAGCCUUACAUCUGCAAGAAGUCGGCGGGAAGGCAUACGAGAAAUCAAUGCAAUACGUCAAGGAUUUUGUUCAGAGGCUCUGCGAUUGCCCUGAAUUGAGAUUGUAUGACAAGAUUAGGAUCUUUUUGGACGAAGAUUUCAGUUCACCGGAAAAAUUUACGGCCCUAGGCAAUAUGUACUUCGCACACGCUUCACUCACUGACCUCAAAAUCUGGGAUUGGGACCUCAAAGCGUAUGUGGAGGUUUCAGGCAAGGAGGUACACAGCGGCAACAUUGAGAAAGUAACUACUAAAGAAAAGGCCAAGUUUCCGCAGCAUUUCUUUCCGGAAUGCAAAUGGUCCCGCAAGGGUUUCCUGCGCACACGCUGGAUGAUCCGGGGCACGUGCGUUGAGUUCGUCAACAUUCAUCUAUUCCACGACGCCUCCAACCUUCUCGCAUUGGAGCCUUUUCCUUCUGUGUACUGCCGCAGCCGGCGACGUGCGUUACGUCACACUCUACGCCAUCUCCAUUCUGACGUCAACGCCGCGCCGUACUUCAUCUUCGGGGACUUCAACUUUCGAACAGAUACCGGCGGAGUUGUCAAGAAAAUAACUGAAGAGCUGACAGCAUGCCGACUGCAGAAUGGCGCUAACGUCGAGUCUUCGAAGCUCGUGUUCAGAGCGAGAGAGGACGAUCGGCUCGUGCUCACCAUUGGCAAGAAGGAGUUCUCGCAUGCUGAACAUCAGAAGAUAUUCCGGGAGCCUUGGCUGCAACGCUUCGAUCGCGAACUAGAAGCGCUGCGAACUCACUUAUGGGAGUUCCCCGUCAAGUUCCCUCCAUCAUACCCCUAUGAGGAGGAUGUCGCUGCGCCUACCCACUACAUGCGAACAAGGUGCCCAGGAUGGUGUGAUAGAAUCCUACUGUCGCAGUCGGCGCGAUUACUCGUUCAAAAUCAGGACCCCAUUCGGACCGGCGAAAACAAACAUCUGCAUAAUUCCAGAAAAUCGAUGACGGAUUCAACAGACAGCAGUGGUCGAGUAUCUUCUUCAGACAGCAGCCCCGCGCGGUCAGGGUCGCCCGCAAGACAGAACCAUCAGUCGAGCCCUGGGAAGACGCUCGAGAAGAAAAGCAGUGUAGCUGAUCUCGAUGCUCUGUCCGUACCCGGCAUCAACGUCGCCAGAAAGAGCAUUGCUGAUCCGACGAGCGUCCAGCAAGCUAUUAAUGCCAGAGUAACGGAAUCGGAGGGCUCCCCCGUCCGUCGAAAGCUGGUCCGCAACCAAUCGGAGGGCUCGCCUUCCCCAGGGGACGGCGUGUCAGCUGAGUUGAGGCGGCUUGUGGACGCGCCGGCGCGACGUAGGGCCGAGUACGGCCUCAUGGGGCCCAGCACCUGCAUGGGGGACCACAAGCCGAUCUACCUCCGCGUGAUGCUGCAAUGCGACAGAGGGAAUCUUCGUCAAGAAUAUCACCAAGAAACUUCUCCAAAACACUCAAAAACUGAAGAACACGAGUCCCACACGGAGUCAGUUGCUGGAUCACCCACAUCUCGCUACAUUCAUUUCAAUUUGGACAGUCCUAACAGCUUGUUUAAGGAAACUGAUAUAUAAAAUUUUGGUUGGCGCUCGCUCUUCAGCACCGCGUCCAUAGAUCAACACUCAUCGGUACCGCGUCCAUAUUAAGGGUGUGUUGUGUUAUGUAUGUAAGGAAUAUUAGCAUAUUUCAGCAUCAAGCGUGCUGAUAAUACCGUAUAUAAAACACACGUUUAUUGUGAUCGUGCGUGCUGACAAGUGCGACCCAACUCUUAAUACGUAACUACUUAUAACAUAGUAAGAAUACUCUAGUGUUGCUUUUUUGACAUUCCAUGAGGUUUAUUAACUAUCUAUUUUAUCUGUGUAUAGUGAUUGUGUUAAAUAUUUAUAUUUCAUAUAGACUGUAGAGAUUACCUUGAUAUGGCGGUAGAUAACGUCAUUUUAUUUAGAAAUAGCCAAACAUACAUGCAGAGGAAUAAGUUUAGUACUCAUCGUCAUCAUCUCAGCCCGUUGACACCCACUGCUGGGUAUAGGCCUCCUCUUUUGUCAGCUCAAUCUCAUCCACAAUCUUCCGGCCACCCCGACGAUAUCGUCCGACCAUCUAGCCUAGGUCAGCCUCGAGGAUGUCUCGCUCCUACCGGGUAUACCACUCAGUGACCGCCUUGGUCAUCGGUCGUCGUCCCGCCAAGCAACGUUCUGCCCAUUUCCAAUUUAGACUGGCGAUCCGCAUACUGACGUCUACGACCCUUGUUAGCUGUCGUAUCUCCACAUUAGGUAUACGGUCGACAAGGGAAAUGCCGAGCGUGGUGCGCGCCAUUGCACUUUGUGCUAGUCUGAUUUUGUGCAUAUAUUCCUCUGUGACCGGCAAUGUCUCUGCACCGUAAGUAAGUAUGGUCAGGACGAAAUGGUUAUAAACUUUAGUUUCCAGGUUUUCCAAAGUACUAAAACCGAGAAAUUCAAUAAUAUAUUUGGUAGUACAAUAAUCGAUGUAAAGUGCCAUUUUCCACUAAGAGACUACCACCACCGCGAGCGACCGCAGUUGCAGCGGUUAGUCUUAACUCCUAGUCGCGGCCACGUCAUGCUACAUGACUUACAUGAAUUAAUUUGAAUAAAUAGAAAUCGCGCGCGGCCUAUCACCCACGUCUAACCACUUAGUGAAAAAUGCGUGUUAAAAUAAUACUAAGGAGCCUGAUUCACCGGGUCUAGCGCAUUUUCUAAACUUAAGCAAUCGGCGGUUGACUCUACAGUCAAUAGGCAAUCGGACAAAAACCAUAAAAAAAUCUAAAACGUAGUUACAAAGAAUUUUGUAUAAUAAAAACGAUAAUUCAAUCAAUAAACUAAAUCUGAAUACCGUAAUAUUUUUAAUCUGUUAUGCACAUACUAAACACAACGUGACGUCAUAUGUAGUUAAGCAAAGAAACGGCACCGUAAUCACCGUUCGCGGUAAUCUUACGUUUUUUCUUCGUUUAAUAAUUUUUUUUACUAAAAACUGCAAAUUUUAGAUUGAAGAUUGAUUUGGAUUCUAAAAUCCC